Diplodia corticola is the source of this 234-nucleotide messenger RNA. RefSeq lists its product as uncharacterized. The transcript has 2 exons. NCBI's taxonomy places the organism in Eukaryota, Fungi, Ascomycota, Dothideomycetes, Botryosphaeriales, Botryosphaeriaceae. The coding region runs from base 1 to 234 and encodes 77 amino acids. The record is from RefSeq and is a predicted model, not a curated record.
AUGUCUUCCACCGCUUCGACCAACCAGAAGUCGCAGCCCUGGCAAAAGUAUGUUCAAGUGGGGCCAGAUGCGGCUCAAUCCUGGGAUUCAUCCAAGAAUGUGACCGGCAGAAGUGAGCAUGGCGGUGGACUUGACGGGGGGAACAGCGUCCCGAAAGCCCAGGAAAAGAGCAACGUCCGGCUGGUUGCGGAGAAGGACGCACACUGUUUGGAUCCAGACUCGGAUGAUGAAUGA